Molecule: messenger RNA, 1365 nt
Organism: Mobula hypostoma (lesser devil ray)
Lineage: Eukaryota; Metazoa; Chordata; Chondrichthyes; Myliobatiformes; Myliobatidae
Product: polyubiquitin-like
Exons: 2
Coding region: 207-674 (155 amino acids)
Biological process (GO): protein ubiquitination; modification-dependent protein catabolic process
Cellular component (GO): nucleus; cytosolic small ribosomal subunit; cytoplasm
Molecular function (GO): protein tag activity; structural constituent of ribosome; ubiquitin protein ligase binding
Source: RefSeq, a predicted model, not a curated record
UAAAGCGAGCCGGGGGAGGCGGAGAGACGCAGAGUUGCAGGAGCGGGGAUACCGAUCAGCAGCAGCCCGAGAAUUUCUAUUGAUUUACCCGGACCAGAGCUGAAAGUCGGUGCGGAAUAAAGGGCAAAGAAAAAAAGCUGCGGAUCAGAUUUUCUUCAGAUUCGUCCUGACUUCCUGCACUGUCGACAAAAAUUCGAUUUGACAAGAUGAGACUUCAGGUGAGGUUUAUCACCGGCGAUGGUUUCGAACUUGAUGUCGACGCUUCCAUUCGAGUGUCGACACUCAAGAUGAAAAUCCAGGAAAAGACCAACGUGCCCAUUUCCCAACAGCGUCUGAUGGUGCAAAAUGGCCAAAGCGUGGAGAUGCAGGACGACAGAAGUCUGAGCUACUACAACCUCAACCCCAGCCCCACCGUCAUGUUGCUGGUCAGGAAAGAGGAAUCCAUGCAGAUAUUUCUCCUGAAUGACAAGGGGAAAACCUCGACGUACGACGUGAUGCCCUCUGAGUCCGUGCAGAAGUUUAAAGAGCGGGUCCAUCGGCAGGAGGGGGUCAGACCCGACCAGCAGCGCCUGGUUUACGAGGGCAAACAGUUGGAGGAUGGGCGAUUGCUCUCCGACUACAACAUCAGACCACUAACCACCAUCUCUCUGCUGCUCCGGCUACGUGGAGGCUGAUUUACUCCUGCAGACGGUUGAGAAAACUGUGAUUAAAAAUAAUUUAUUGGUAUUUUAUUGCAUUCCUAUAUUCUGUCGUGAGCACUUUGUUACAUUAUCCUGUGUAUCUGCUACGUUCCACACUGACAUUCACAAGUUGGACAAAGGACCGAUUUCCGCUCUGUAUUAAUGCUGUACUGAUGGGGUGUCUGUCGGACAAUGACAUAAAUUCCCAUCGAGGUUUGUCGCUUGUCACCUUGUUGCCUUCUUAGCCUGGAAAACAUGGGUUGUCAGUUUUGCAGAGGCCAGAUAUUAACAAUAUCAAAGGAACUCUGGCAACCUGCACCUCCUCUUCAGAUCAAUGUAACUCCGAAUGGCUGAUCACAAUCUGAUGGUCUAUGACUUCCCACAUAAAAUGGGUCUCACUCACAGACCCAGAAAUAACUGCUGUGGCAAUUUCAAUUUACAAUGUUUUAAAACAAAUCCCAGUAAAAAGAUUGGGUUUGAUGGGGGAGGGGGAGAUGACUUAAGGACCUCAAAAAUUGUUUGCUUCAGUUACUGUGUUCUUCCAAUGGGUCUUGAUUUUCAUUUUAGCAUUAAAAUUUAAUGAAAUCAGAUUAGUUGAAGUUCUAAAUGUUUUGCAAUUUUCAUUGUUGAAAUUUCCAAUAUGAUUUGAAAUGAUUUUUUUUAAUAAAAGUCUAAAUGCAGGAAC